Messenger RNA from Rhagoletis zephyria (snowberry fruit fly), 759 nucleotides. It is a transcript of the gene DIP-eta, whose product is annotated as Dpr-interacting protein eta. Gene Ontology annotation, cellular component: neuron projection. The record is from RefSeq and is a predicted model, not a curated record. NCBI's taxonomy places the organism in Eukaryota, Metazoa, Arthropoda, Insecta, Diptera, Tephritidae.
CGGAUCCCAAAUUCAGUUUUCCAAUUGCAAAUGUGACAGCGUCUGUGGGGCGUGAAGCGUUUCUAACUUGCGUUGUACAAGAUUUGGGUUCAUACAAGGUUGCGUGGCUGCGUGUAGAUACUCAAACAAUUUUAACAAUACAAAACCAUGUUAUCACAAAAAAUCAACGUAUCGGCAUAACGAAUUCCGAACAUAAAACGUGGACAAUGAAAAUCAAAGAUAUCAAAGAAAGCGAUAAAGGCUGGUAUAUGUGUCAAAUAAAUACAGAUCCAAUGAAAAGUCAAAUGGGCUAUCUGGAUGUGGUAGUCCCGCCGGAUAUCCUCGAUUAUCCCACCAGCACGGAUAUGGUUGUACGCGAGGGUAGUAAUGUGACGCUCAAAUGCGCGGCUACCGGCUCACCAGAGCCAACAAUUACAUGGCGGCGCGAAAAUGGAGUAGCCAUUGAAUUGGCCAACGGUACAGAGGUGCUCAGCAUCGAAGGUGUUAAUUUAGUUUUGCCGCGGGUAAAGCGGCAGCAUAUGGGCGCCUAUCUUUGCAUAGCAUCGAAUGGUGUGCCGCCAUCAGUGAGCAAACGAAUAACGCUGAUUGUACACUUCCCGCCAAUGAUUACAGUGCAAAAUCAGCUAAUCGGUGCAGUGGAAAGUAAAGGUGUUACACUGGAAUGCCAAUCCGAAGCCUUUCCUAAGUCAAUUAAUUACUGGACGAGAGAACGCGGGGAUAUAGUGCCACCAGGUGAGUAAAUAAGCAGAAAUAAAAAUA